AUGUCGGACUCCAGAUCCAAGGAAAACAAGGGCAAAGCGCCCCAGACCACCGACUCCGAGUCUGACAAGAACCCCCAAAAUGCGGCCGGACAAGCCACGAUCGACCCCAAGGUGGCGGAGAUCCUGCUGGCCAACAACCCCGCCCUGAGGAAUGAGAUGGCCGGGAUGGACAAGGAAAAAGCUGCGGAGGCAUUGCGCAAGGCCGACAUUGCCGAGUUGCUGACCGGUCUCUCGGUGGGCGGCAAGAACCAAAAGGACAUGGCCUCGUACAAGUUCUGGCAGACCCAGCCCGUCCCUCGCUUCGAUGAACAGAACGACGCGGACGUUGGAGGUCCCAUUAAGAUGAUCGACCCCGAGAAGGUGUCAAAGGAACCGGAUGCGUUGAUUGAGGGCUUUGAAUGGGCGACGUUGGAUCUCACGAACGAGACCGAACUGCAGGAGCUGUGGGAUCUGUUGACGUACCAUUACGUGGAAGAUGACAAUGCCAUGUUCCGGUUCCGAUACUCGCAGUCGUUCCUACACUGGGCGCUGAUGUCCCCCGGUUGGAAGAAAGAGUGGCAUGUGGGUGUCCGAGCCACGAAAUCGCGGAAGCUUGUCGCUUCGAUCUGUGGUGUCCCUACGGAACUCACGGUUCGUGGCCAGAAAAUCAAGGUGACGGAGAUCAACUUCCUCUGUAUCCAUAAGAAGCUGCGGUCGAAGCGGUUGACCCCCGUUCUCAUCAAGGAGAUCACUCGUCGGUGCUACCUGAACGGCACUUUCCAGGCGAUCUACACUGCGGGUGUUGUCCUGCCCACCCCCGUCAGCUCGUGCCGGUACUACCAUCGCCCUCUGGACUGGCUGAAGCUGUAUGAGGUCGGUUUCUCUCCCCUUCCUCACGGCUCUACCAAAGCCCGUCAAAUCACCAAGAACCACCUUCCGAGCACCACCUCUACCCCCGGCCUUCGUGUGAUGGAGACUAAGGAUAUUGAUGCUGUGCACGACCUCUUGGUGCGCUAUCUGAACCGGUUUUUGCUGAACCAAGCCUUUACGCGGGAAGAAGUCGAACACUGGUUGGUACACAAGAAGGAGGUCAAGGAGCAGGUUGUCUGGUCGUAUGUGGUAGAAGACCCCGAGACUCAUAAGAUCACGGACUUCUUCUCCUUCUACAACCUUGAAUCUACCGUGAUUCAGCACCCUAAGCACGACUGUGUCCGCGCCGCCUACCUCUACUACUACGCCACGGAAACUGCAUUUACGGGCGACAAGAAAGCCCUUAAGGAGCGGCUUUUGCUUCUGAUGAAUGAUGCUCUGAUCCUCGCCAAGAAGGCACACUUUGAUGUCUUCAACGCGCUCACCCUCCAGGACAACCCUCUUUUCCUGGAGCAGCUGAAGUUUGGCGCUGGCGAUGGACAGCUUCACUUCUACUUAUAUAACUACCGGACCGCGCCCGUCCCCGGCGGCGUGAAUGAGAAGAACCUGCCGGAUGAAAGAAGGAUGGGAGGUGUUGGUAUUGUGAUGCUGUAG
This is a messenger RNA of Aspergillus terreus NIH2624, 1503 nucleotides long. RefSeq names its product glycylpeptide N-tetradecanoyltransferase swoF. The record is from RefSeq and is a predicted model, not a curated record. Bases 1 to 1503 code for a protein of 500 amino acids. Gene Ontology annotation, biological process: N-terminal peptidyl-glycine N-myristoylation. The transcript is spliced from 3 exons. Gene Ontology annotation, molecular function: glycylpeptide N-tetradecanoyltransferase activity. Gene Ontology annotation, cellular component: cytoplasm. Lineage: Eukaryota; Fungi; Ascomycota; Eurotiomycetes; Eurotiales; Aspergillaceae.